This is a messenger RNA of Diaporthe amygdali, 2052 nucleotides long. RefSeq lists its product as uncharacterized. The coding region runs from base 1 to 2052 and encodes 683 amino acids. The transcript has a single exon. Lineage: Eukaryota; Fungi; Ascomycota; Sordariomycetes; Diaporthales; Diaporthaceae. The record is from RefSeq and is a predicted model, not a curated record.
AUGGCGAUGGAUUCCGCCAAGCCGGGCCUCCAUGAUUUGCCAAAUGAGACAUUACAGCAGAUAGCAGGUCACCUCAACGAGUUGCAUCGACCGAGUCUCUAUGCAUUCAGUUUGGCGAGCGAAACUUGCCAUAGUGCCACAAAUCCAUCAAUAUUUCACCAUAUUCACCUCAAUGUCAGCAGUCGCGAGGCUUUGCGGCGCGACAUCGAUGCUCUCGUCAAGACCCUCUCCCGUACAGAGUCCGCACGCCUCAUCCGCUGUCUCAGCAUCAAAGGGGCUCUGCGUUUGUCUGACGAAUCAAAAAUUGAGGGUUACAAAUCCUGUACGCCAGACCGCCAUAGCUGGUUCAAGUCGACUGGCGUCAACGAAAUCUUGGGAGAUGAAGAGCCAUAUUACACUUCGCCGUAUGUCGUCUACGAUGAGCCUGUUAUCGAAAAGUCUUCCGAAGAGGAUAUGGCAUGGGCGCCAGUCGUCAGGUUGAUGAAAACAAUACCGCACCUUACCAAACUAGUAUACGACUGCCGGAAUCAAUUUCCGCCCAGCCUCCUUGACGCCCUCCAUGAACACCACCCCCAAUGCAGACUCUACCACCUCACUUUUCGAUUUCGAACCCUACUAUGGGGUAACCCGUAUCCUUACGAAAUGGCAUUAGCCACGUCUCCGUGUCUGUAUGGUGUGAAGCUUGCAUGCAGUUGGCGGGAUUCGGAGGGCGACGAUGACUUCAACCAAGAGGCGAUGUUAGAGCUCGUUGCCGGUCUUGCGCCCAAUUUGAAGGAAGUUGUUGUCAUGAAACUUAUGCCGGAGAACGCGGUGAGAUAUUACCGCCGCCCGCGAGAGCCGUGGCGAGGUCUUCCAGGUUUUGUCUCCGGUGGGUCUAUGGGGUCAUUGACCUCUCUGUCGCUCAUCGGGAACGUGGAGUGGAGAAUGCCGGAUGUUCUCCAGAUGUGGUCCAAGCACACAGACUUCAGCUCUUUGCGUCACCUCACCCUUGGGGGCGGUUAUGGGUGUGAGAACAUGGGAAUGGAUGAUGAGGUUAUGGAGAAGGUCGCUCAGAAUUACUGUUUCCCUCGACUGAGGACACUUUGCAUUCGUCUGGAACGCAACGACCGAGCAGUUGAGAGACCCAGCUACGCCAACAGCGCCAUCGCCCUCUUCAGGUCACUCGAACCUCUAGAUGAGCUUUCUGUGUCUGGCCCACUUGAGCCCAAAAUCCUGGACGCCAUUCUAUACCGCCAUGGUCAGACAUUGAAAAAGUUAAUUCUACGUCCCUAUGAAAAUCAAUUCACUUUAGACAAUGGUCGACCGCGACGAGAAAUACCCAUGACAUUCUCAAAAGAGCAUAUUCUACAGAUCCAGGCCCAGUGUCCGGAGUUGAAAGAGCUGGCCGUUUCGAUUAAGCGCACGAAAUCCGAUGAGUUUGAGGCUGAGAUCUAUAAGAGUUUCGGCAAGAUGGAACAGUUGCAAUCCCUCUUCCUCACCCUGGAUUGCUCGGACUGGCGGGUUACUCGAGAUCCCGAAUCGAGGGACGACCCUUCAUUCGACGAGAUGGAUCGCGAGACCUUCAAAUUACUCGACUAUUUGAAGAAUGGCCACCUGCGAGAAAACCUCAUGAACUGUGCGGUGGACGAGACUCUGGCGCGAUCAAUUUGGGAGACAAUCUGCCAGAACAAAAUGGGCCGACGUUUGGAGUCUCUCAAAUUGUGGACCGCCAGGGGCGGCCAAUGGGGCAACAGCGGAAACAACGGCGCCAUACCACCAGUUAUUAAUCAUCUGAGUCGUUCGUGGCUGAUUGAGCGAGUCGCUCGAGAUGACAUGAAUGAUAUCACCGUUAGGGAACUGGGUCGACAAGUGAGGGAGGCCCGCGAUCAGGAGAUGACAGAUGAGAUGAAGCGGAUAGCGGAGUACUUGAGAGCGGAAAAAGAAAUCGAAAUCGAGCCAGUGGAUGUAGCGGAAGACUCGGAGGUCGUAAAAGUGCUUCGUCGCAUCUGGCCUCGCAAGGAGGGCAGCAAAGAUUGGCGCGAAGAUUGGUCAAGUCUUCCUCUGCAGGUUUGA